AUGGCUUUCGCAAAGUCUUUGGCCAUCAAUGCCGUGCAGGAGCAGGCCAACCGCGAAGCCGAAGAUGCUGCGACCAGCGAGCGCUGGGUGAAAUCACAGGUGGCCAGCAUCAAGUCGACAUGCGUCGCUGCCAGCAAGCGCUGUGAAUACUCGGCCGAGAUCUUGACAGACGCCUUGCCAUCACUGCACCAGCAAGAAGGUCAGAAGAAGCUCCUGAAGGAACUCCAAGUUCGUCUGGCACAGCUUGGCUUCACCAAGCUACGAGUCUCUCAAGAGUUCUCUGGUGAAGAUGCCGGAAAAAUCCGUGUCUCUGUCUCCUGGGCCGGCUUGGAGUCUAAGUCACGGUGCUUCGAGUUCGUCCGGGCUCUGCCCACGCUGCUGACGAAAGGAGUCCGCGAGUCUGCCAAGUCGCAGAAGCGGCUCACCGACUUGCUGCAGCUGCCGGUGCCGUUGAAGCCACAGAACGUGGAGAGGAGUUGCCGUUCCUGGGGUACGCCGGAGAUCUCCUGCUGA
Messenger RNA from Symbiodinium sp. CCMP2456, 513 nucleotides. NCBI's taxonomy places the organism in Eukaryota, Dinophyceae, Suessiales, Symbiodiniaceae. The record is from the annotation of a GenBank genome assembly.